This is a messenger RNA of Grosmannia clavigera kw1407, 1452 nucleotides long. Its product is annotated as golgi integral membrane protein. Bases 1 to 1452 code for a protein of 483 amino acids. The transcript is spliced from 2 exons. Gene Ontology annotation, cellular component: membrane; vacuole. NCBI's taxonomy places the organism in Eukaryota, Fungi, Ascomycota, Sordariomycetes, Ophiostomatales, Ophiostomataceae. The record is from RefSeq and is a predicted model, not a curated record. Gene Ontology annotation, biological process: regulation of intracellular pH.
AUGCCGCGCUCUCCCUCGUCUUCAGGCCUCCUUUUGUCCCUGCUGGGCUCGCCCGCAUCGACGUGGGCCAUGUACCGCGCCUGUAUCGGCGCUUUCUUCUCGGGAGCCAAUAUUUCCGUUGCCGUCUCUUUCUGGCUAUUUGGUCUCAUAAAUAACGUCCUCUACGUCGUCAUCCUCUCCGCUGCCCAGGAUCUCGUCGGCAAUCUCCCUAAGGGCGUCGUCCUCCUCGCUGAUGUCAUUCCCUCUUUCGCGACGAAACUAAUUGCCCCAUACUUCAUCCACAGGGUGCCCUAUGCCGUACGUGUCCCCAUAUUUGUCGCGCUGUCGACUGCCGGCAUGCUCCUCAUUGCCACUACCCCGCCCGAGGCCUCGGUGGCCGUCAAAUUGAUCGGUGUCGGGCUGGCUAGCCUUAGCAGUGGCGGCGGCGAGCUGAGCUUUCUGGGACUUACCCACUACUAUGGCCACUUGAGUCUGGCUGCUUGGGGGAGCGGUACGGGUGCUGCUGGUCUUGUCGGUGCGGGUCUUUACGUCGUGCUGACGGACUGGCUGGGCUUUACCGUGCGCUCCAGUCUGCUUGCAUCGGCCGUCUUGCCGGCCGUCCUGAUGGUGAGCUACUUUGGCGUUCUUCCACAAGAACCUCUGCGAAGGGGAUCUGCCGCGUCUUUAAAGCAUGAGGCCUGCACGACAGCCAAGUAUGCUCGCGUAUCCGAAUUAGACACAGUCGGCGAGGACGAUACGGAGCAAGUUGUUGUAUCUGCGUCUUCGAGCUUUGCAGCACCCGAUCUUAGCCCUGGAGCCACGAGAGCCGACGUCUCUGCUGCGGAGGAGAGUCUGCUGCUGCAUCGACCACGGACGGGCCACGGACAACGACAUACAAUUUUUUUUGCAAAGAUUCGACGCGCUCGCGCCCUCUUCUUCCCAUACAUGCUACCCCUGCUCCUCGUUUAUGUCGCUGAAUAUACCAUCAACCAGGGCGUGUCUCCUACGCUGUUGUUCCCUCUUGACCGAAGCCCAUUCGACGAGUAUCGUGCCUUUUAUCCAUUCUACGGCUUUCUUUAUCAGCUUGGUGUUUUUAUCUCCCGCUCGUCUACGCCCUUUUAUCGUGUCCACCACCUUUAUAUACCAGCAGUCAUUCAAGUUGUCAAUCUAGUAGUAUUGACCGCCCAGGCGCUCUAUUUUGACAGCUUCUUACCGUCGGUCUAUCUCGUCUUUUUAAUUGUCUUCUGGGAGGGCCUUCUUGGGGGUGCCGUGUAUGUAAAUACAUUUGCCGAGAUUAUGGAGCACGUUCCUAUGGAGGAUCGCGAAUUUAGCUUAGGGGCUACGUCAGUCAGCGACAGUGGCGGCAUUUGCAUUGCUGGCUUCAUAGGUAUGGCCAUGGAGGUAGGCCUGUGCAACUGGCAGGUCCAACACGGUCGUAAUUGGUGUCAUGAAUUUGAGCGAAGCAAUGUGUAG